UAGUCUUCGUUGACAUCCCUUUCCUGUUGUAGUGUUUGAGCGAUCGGUUGACUCGUAUUCACGUCUUUGCCGUCAUUUCAAACAAUUGUUUAAUAAGUUUUGAUUCAUUUCGCGUCACUUCAGACUUAAACCAUGCGUUAUGUGUCGGCUUAUCUGUUGGCCACAAUCGGUGGCAAUAAGAGUCCAUCGGCUGCUGAUAUCAAGCGAAUCCUCAGCAGUGUUGGCAUCGAAGUCGAUGACGACAAGUCCGCCAAAGUGGUGAAGGAGUUGAGCGGCAAAUCCAUCGAUGAGAUCAUUGCCAAAGGUACCGAGAAGUUGGCGUCUGUGCCGUCUGGAGGGGGAGCGGCGGUGGCGGCCGCAGCGCCCGCUGCCGGCGGAGCCGCGGAUUCACCCAAAAAGGACGCAAAGAAAGAGAAGAAAGAAGAGUCCGAAGAGGAAGAGGACGAAGACAUGGGUUUCGGUCUCUUUGACUAAAAUAACUGUUUUUUAUUAAUUGAAAUAAAAAAUUAAGUUUUGAA
This is a messenger RNA of Medioppia subpectinata, 518 nucleotides long. The record is from the annotation of a GenBank genome assembly. Lineage: Eukaryota; Metazoa; Arthropoda; Arachnida; Sarcoptiformes; Oppiidae.